This is a messenger RNA of Syzygium oleosum, 3287 nucleotides long. Its product is annotated as ATPase family AAA domain-containing protein FIGL1. Lineage: Eukaryota; Viridiplantae; Streptophyta; Magnoliopsida; Myrtales; Myrtaceae. The record is from RefSeq and is a predicted model, not a curated record. The coding region runs from base 1062 to 3035 and encodes 657 amino acids. Gene Ontology annotation, molecular function: ATP hydrolysis activity; ATP binding. The transcript has 13 exons.
GGAUAAAGAAUGAGACUGCCUUGUCCUGCGGUCGGGGCUCAACCUGUGAAUAAGGAAAUGCAGUACUCUUUAAUUUGCAUUCCGAGUGUAAAUUGUUGGAUGAAUGCAAUAUCUGCGGUCAUGGCUCAACCACUUAAAGAUUUUCAAUGAAAGAUCGAGAUUUGUUUACUUGUAAUUCAACCAUUGCAAUCUUCGAGGAUCCGAGCCCUGGAGAUUUGCAGAGUGCCCGUUAUAAUCUGGUAGUGAAGGAGCCACGGCAACUGGGGCAUGAGGAAAGAUUUCUAGAAAGAUGACAUCACGAAGUUUCCAUGGAUUAUCCAAAGAAAGGCAUAUCCACCUGUUUUGUUCCUAAAUGACAUCAGGUGCCUGGCGUAUUGCGGCGCAUGCUUCGGCCACCCGAUCAAGUGUCUAGUGCAUUGAAGUGCAUGCUCCGUGCCACGCAUCGAAUCAAGCAACAUCCUCUUGAGGAAAACGGUUGUCUAGAUCCAAUGUAUUAUUGGCAUGGUAGGCUUCAGGUCGGUCCAUGUCAUUAACCAUACGUCGCAUUGCAUAUAAAAUGGGAUUGGCUGGUUUGUGUAUAUGAGGUUUGACUAUUUUCUCUCACAUGGAACUUGACAAGAUCGAAGCGCUAAUUUGGGUGGAUAUCAGACAAGUAGAAUUCUUCUUGGUCUCGCGCUCACCUAGGCCCGGUUUUCUUUGAAGACGACUCGAUGUUUUCUUUUCUUAAUCAAGAGUGGGUUAUGUGAGUACUUUCAGGCUCGGUACAUUAGCUUCUCCUCGUCGAGGUCUGCUCAUUGAUCAGGUCUACCGAUGAAAUGCUAGUCAAAUCUUAUCCUGUGCAAUCUAUACAAGCAAAAAGAAAGAGGACCUUACCCUUGCAUUUGCAAGGCCCAUCUAAAUGCUGACAUGAGAAAAUUCAAAAGCCCAAUCGAAAAGCCCACGAUAAAAGAUGGCGGGAAAGAGAGAGAGAGAGAGAGAGAGAGAGAGCUAAAACUAAAAGCGGACCGGAACCAGCUCCUCCAUCUCUCUCGCUCUCUCGCUCUCGCUGGAGAAGCUCGAAAAUGGCGGAAUCCGAGGAGAAGAAGGCGUGCUGGAGGAAGGAAGCGGACGAGAAGCUGAACCGCCUCCACUCCCUCCUCUUCGGCGCCGACCUCGCGCUGGACCGCCGCGACUUCUCCGCCGCCCAGAUCCUCUCGCUCCGCCUCCUCGGCUUCCUCGACUCCCAGACUCAAACCGACGUCGACGCCGCCCUCGUCCGCCCUAUCCGCCGCGAGGCCUCCGCGAAGCUCGACGCCGCUCGCCGGGCCCUCACUCCCGACUCCGAUCGCCGAGCAUUUCAAUUGGCAGACAGAGCUCCUGGUACUGUUUUUGGCAUGAAGGGUGGCAUUGACAUGGAGAAAUUAAAGCAGUCAGCAUACUUUCGUGCUCUUCUUCAGCAUUCCAAUGGAGAUUCAAAGCAAAUGGAUGACCAGUCAGAUAGGAAGGACAAGUUAGAUAAGACAGCCAAAAAUCUGAAACAAGCAAAGUUGGCAUCUUUGUAUGGAAGCAACCUUAAUAGACAAAGCACCAGACCCUGCAAGAAUUCUCUGAGUUCCAGGAGCAAUAACUCUGAGGAUUGUGUUAUUUUAGAUAAAACCCAUCCUAUUUGCAGCCAUCCCAAGAGUACUAUUCUCUCACCAUUUCCAAAGGCCGAAGAAGAGAGAUCUCAUGGUAAUGCUUUAGGGGCAAAGCGUGUUCACAUGGAAAUAGGUAGCCCUGGCAAUGAUAUUGGGAAGUCGCCAUCUAAUGAUGAAGAAUCUAAUGGUCAUGUGGCAGGCAAUGGAUUUGUGACUGCAAGAGCCAAAUUGGAAAUGGAGGCAAGGCAAAAGCAUGGUUUGGCAGGAUCACCUAGUGCUUCUCUGUCUCCCCAAAGUGAUUCCACUGGUAGGGGCUAUGGAGGGAGAUCGUACGGUUCCUUAAGGCGCGGUGUCCGGGGUAAUUUUAUUCCCCCCAUCAGAUCCAAUGGAAAUAGCAUGGGAAAUGUGACUUCACGAGUUGCAGGAAAGUCUGAUGAUGGAGUAGAUGACUCCACGAAGAGAUGUUUGGAAAUGCUCUGUGGUCCUGAUGGAGAGCUUCCAGAAAAAUUGAGGAACUUAGAACCCCGUCUCAUUGAACAUGUUAGUAAUGAGAUUAUGGAUCGGGAUCCUAAUGUUCGCUGGGACGAUAUAGCGGGACUGGAGCAUGCUAAAAAGUGUGUGACAGAAAUGGUCAUAUGGCCUUUAUUGCGUCCUGACAUUUUUAAAGGCUGUCGUUCUCCAGGAAGAGGUCUUCUUCUGUUUGGUCCUCCGGGCACAGGGAAAACAAUGAUUGGCAAAGCUAUAGCUGGAGAGGCAAAAGCAACUUUCUUUUACAUAUCUGCCAGUUCAUUAACAAGCAAAUGGAUUGGUGAAGGUGAAAAACUGGUACGUGCGCUUUUUGGAGUUGCACAUUGUCGCCAGCCUGCUGUAAUAUUUGUUGAUGAAAUAGAUUCUCUUCUUUCUCAGCGGAAGUCUGAAGGGGAGCAUGAAUCAAGCAGACGCCUCAAGACGCAGUUCCUCAUUGAAAUGGAAGGCUUUGAUAGCGGCAGUGAGCAAAUUCUUCUAAUAGGAGCAACAAACAGACCUCAAGAACUUGAUGAAGCAGCACGGAGGCGACUGACCAAAAGACUCUAUAUACCCCUCCCUUCAUCAGAAGCAAGGGCUUGGAUUGUACGUAAUUUACUAAACAAGGAUGGUCUCUUCAAGCUUUCGAGUGAGGAUAUCAAUAUCAUAUGCAACUUGACAAAGGGGUAUUCAGGAUCGGACAUGAAGAAUUUGGUAAAAGAUGCAUCUAUGGGUCCCCUGAGAGAGGCCCUGAGACAGGGAAUAGAAAUCACGAAGCUGAGAAAGGAGGAUAUGCGUCCAGUAACUCUUCAGGACUUUGAGGACGCACUGCAAGAGGUUAGGCCCUCAGUUUCUACGAACGAACUUGGCAUCUAUGAGGAAUGGAACAAGCAAUUCGGGAGCCUAUCGCUUUAGAAGUCGUUCCUGUGAAUGUUGUGAGUGCAGAACGAUAGUGAAGCUUGUAAUUAUACAAGUGACUUCAUCCAUCCAUCACUCAAUGGAGAACUCAAUGGAAGAUAAGGUCAGUGAUUCCCUUCUUUAGUGGUAACAUGUAUUAUCUUUUCCACAAGCGUGCAUAGCUAAAGUCCAGACAAAGAAUGCUUGGCAAAAAGGGAAAAGAAAAACAUGGGUCAAGAAAGCACAGUUUGGUGAAAAGUCAUUACGGCA